Molecule: messenger RNA, 6627 nt
Organism: Xenopus laevis (African clawed frog)
Lineage: Eukaryota; Metazoa; Chordata; Amphibia; Anura; Pipidae
Gene: ccdc88a.L
Product: coiled-coil domain containing 88A L homeolog
Exons: 33
Coding region: 297-5912 (1871 amino acids)
Biological process (GO): signal transduction; cytoskeleton-dependent intracellular transport; cytoplasmic microtubule organization
Cellular component (GO): microtubule organizing center; cytoplasm; centrosome
Molecular function (GO): dynein light intermediate chain binding; microtubule binding
Source: RefSeq, a predicted model, not a curated record
AGUCUCUCUCCGACCCCUCCCCCUCCCACAUGACUCAGCCCCUCCCCCCGCGCCUCUCGCAGCCCCUGAAGCAGCAGAAUCAGAAUCAGAAGCGGCGGGUCGGGGGGAGCCGGGGGUUCAGCACAAUGUCCCCCCAUUUAUAAGAGACUGAGCCCGGGGACAUUCCCCCCCAAAUCUUUCCACUCGGAGCUUUUUUCUCGGCAAAUGUCUCGGCGACCCCCGGAGCAGCGGAAACACCGGGCUCAUUGGGAAUAAAUUAUUGUCUCAAUUAUUGUCUUUAAUCUGUAACCGACACAAUGGACAGGGGCCUCUUUACACCGAUCCUGGAGAAUUUCAUGUCCAGCCCUUUAGUCAUCUGGAUAAAAACCUUUGGCCCCCUACUCAAAGGGACUGGCCCCCAACUGGAUGAAUAUUUGGCUUUAAUAGACGGAGUUUUCCUCAAUGAAGUCCUAAUGCUCAUAAAUCCUAAAGCUGAUAGUCAAAGAAUAUAUAGGAAGAUCAAUAACGAUGCUUCCCUUCGAAUCCAGAAUUUGUCGGUGUUAGUCAAGCAGAUGAAAUCUUACUACCAGGAAUCGUUACAGCAGUUGGUCAUGAUGAGCUUGCCAAAUGUUUUAACUAUCGGCAAAAAUCCAUUUUCUGAACAAGGAACAGAAGAGAUGAAGAAACUGCUUCUCCUUUUGCUGGGUUGUGCUGUCCAGUGCGAAAGGAAAGAAGAAUUUAUUGAAAAAAUCCAGGACUUGGAUUUUGACACAAAGGCGGCAGUUGCAGCUCAUAUACAAGAGGUAACGCACAAUCAGGAAAACGUGUUUGAUUUGCAGCUAAUGGAACCGACGGAGAUGUCGUCGGAAGAUUUAGAAGCUCUUCUAAAAAAUGUUUCUUUCCACCUGAAGAGGCUGGUUGAUGAGAGAGACGACUAUACAGAGACAAUCAUCGAACUGACAGAGGAGAGGGACUCCCUUCAUUUCGCACCUCUCGCUACAUCUGCUCAGUCUCCAUCUGGAUCCCCGAGCAUGAGACGCACCGAGAGCAGACAGCAUUUGUCCGUGGAGCUGGCAGACGCCAAGGCGAAAAUAAGAAGACUGAGACAAGAGCUGGAAGAGAAAACAGAACUAUACCUGGACAGUAAACAGGAGGUUGGACACCUGGAAGCAGAAUUUAAGCGAGUCCAGCAAGAGAACAUGAACUUGCUGGCAGAUGCUCGGUCUGCUCGAGUUUAUCGGGAUGAGCUGGACGCACUCAGGGAAAAAGCCAUUCGAGUUGACAAGCUUGAGAGUGAACUGAGCCGGUACAAAGAGAGAAUGCACGACAUUGAGUUUUACAAAGCUAGAGUGGAUGAGUUAAAAGAGGACAAUCAGGUGCUUUUGGAAACAAAAACAAUGUUGGAGGACCAGCUGGAAGGAGUUCGGGCCCGUUCCGACAAACUCCAUGAGUUAGAAAAGGAAAAUCUACAGCUGAAAGCCAAAUUUCAUGAUAUGGAAACGGAGCGGGAUAUGGAAAGAAAGAGAAUUGAAGAAUUAAUGGAGGAGAACAUGUCCCUGGAAAUGGCUCAGAAGCAGAGUAUGGAUGAGUCUUUGCACCUCGGCUGGGAGCUGGAACAGCUGUCAAAAACAAGUGACCUCCCAGAAAUUCCACAGAAGUCUCUGGGCCAUGAAGUGAAUGAGUUGACGUCCAGUCGCCUGUUGAAGCUGGAGAUGGAAAACCAGACGUUGCUGAGCACAGUGAAGGAGCUGCGAAACACAAUGGGCUCCGCAGAUGCCAAAAACACAAAGAUCCUGAAACUGGAGAGAGAAAAUCAAAGGCUGAGCAAAAGGCUGGAAAAAUUAGAAGUCGAGAUUAACCAAGAGCGACAGAACAAUGAGAGCAGCCAACAUCUAAGCAGCGAUCUCAUGAAGGAGAAGUCCGAGCUUGAAAAAACAAUUGAGACUCUCCGGGAGAAUUCUGAACGCCAGAUUAAAGGGCUUGAACAAGAGACUGAACAUUUGAAUCAGACAAUCUCCUCCCUGAGACAACGUUCCCAAAUCAGUGCCGAGGCCAGAGUCAAAGAUAUUGAAAAGGAGAACAAAAUUCUGCAUGAGUCCAUCAAAGAGACGAGCAGUAAAUUAAACAAGAUGGAGUUUGAAAAGAAACAAAUGAAGAAGGAACUGGAGCACUUUAAGGAGAUGGGCGAGAGGUCCGAGGAACUUGAAAAGGAAUUACAUCGAGUGGAGAAAGAGAACGAACUCUUGCAAAAAAAGAUCACCAGUUUAAAUAUAGUUUGUGAAAAAACAGAGGCCUUGGAACAGGAAAACGCAGGCUUGGAAUUAGAAAACAGAAAGCUGAAAAAGACAUUGGAUAGUCUAAAGAACUUGAAAUAUCAAAUGGAGUCGCUAGAGAAAGAGAACAUCCAACUGGAAGAGGAGAACCUAAACCUACGGCGAUCGGUGGAAUCUCUCAAAAGCACAAAUAUAAAGGUGGCCCAGUUGGAAUUAGAGAACAAAGAACUGGAGAAUGAAAAGGAGCAGUUAAGGAAAGGACUGGAGCUCAUGAAGGCGUCUUGCAAAAAAAAUGAACGAUUAGAAGUCAGUUACCAGGGACUGGACACAGAGAACCAAAGAUUACAGAAGGCCCUGGAAAACAGCAACAAAAAAAUUCAACAACUGGAAAAUGAACUGCAGGACCUGGAGGCAGAAAAUCAGACUCUGCAGAAAAAUCUGGAGGAAUUAAAGAUUUCUAGUAAGCGGCUGGAACAGCUGGAAAAGGAGACCAAGCUGCUGGAACAGGAAAAUUGUCUAUUAGAAAAGGACAAGAAACAGCUGGAAAAGGAGAAUAAGCGACUCCGCCAGCAGGCUGAGAUUAAGGACAUUACGCUGGAUGAGAACAAUGUAAGGAUCUCAAACCUGGAGAGAGAGAAUAAAUUGCUUUCCAAGGAAACGAAUACAUUUAAAGAAUCCUGUGCCAGGAUGAAAGAGCUAGAAAUGGAGAAUAAGGAGCUUGUGAAAAGAGCAACCAUUGAUAAGAAAACAUUAAUCACGUUGAGAGAGGAUUUGGUGAACGAAAAACUAAAAGCACAACAGAGCAAUAAUGAGCUGGAGAAACUAACCCACGAAUUAGAGAAGAUUGGGCUGAACAAAGAGCGACUGCUGCGCGAUGAACAGACUACGGAUGACAGCAGAUACAAGCUCUUGGAGUCCAAGUUAGAAUCAACGCUGAAGAAGUCUCUGGAAAUAAAAGAAGAAAAAAUUGCCUCCCUUGAAGCCCGAUUAGAGGAGUCAGCCAAUUUUAAUCAGCAGCUUCGACAGGAGCUUAAAACUGUUAAAAAGAAUUAUGAAGCACUUAAACAGAGGCAAGAAGAGGAAAGAUUGGUCCAUACUUCUCCACCAAGAUCUGGUGAGGAAAAUCUACCUGUGACUAAAUGGGAAAGGGAGAGCCAGGAGACCACCAGAGAGCUGCUGAAGAUCAAGGAUCGCUUAAUAGAAGUUGAGAGAAAUAACGCUACUCUGCAGGCAGAGAAACAGGCACUAAAAACACAACUGAAACAACUGGAAACUCAAAACGAGAAUUUACAAGCACAGAUUUUAGCACUUCAGAAGCAGACGAUAUCCGUACAAGAGCAGAACAGCACUUUGCAGACCCAGAACGCCAAGCUGCAGGUUGAAAAUUCUACCCUUAACUCACAAAGCACAUCACUUAUGAAUCAGAAUUCCCAGCUUCUAAUGCAACAGUCUACCCUCGAAAAUGAAAAUGAAUCCCUCAGCAAAGAGCGUGAGGAGCUGAAGUCCAUGUAUGAGCUUCUGGUGAAAGACCAUGAGAAACUGGCGCAAGUCCAUGAGCUGCAGGCGGCAGAAUAUGAGUCGCUUAUCUCCAAGCACGGCAGCCUCAAGUCUGCACAUAAACAUUUAGAGGUAGAGCACAAGGACCUCGAAGACAGAUAUAACCAGUUACUGAAACAAAAAGUUCAGCUGGAAGAACUGGAGAAAGCACUUAAGGAGGAGCAAGCCAAAAUGUUGCAGGAGAACAAACAGCACGAAAUGUUGGCGUCGGAUUACCAGAGACUGACCGAGGAGCAUGGGAGGCUCAAUCACACAUACAGACAGCUGUUACGGGAAAAUGAGAGCCUGCAGAGCGAUCAUAAAAACGUGAAAACCCUCCUUAAUAGCGGUAAACUGGAGCAAACCAGGUUGGAAGCCGAAUUCUCCAAAUUAAAGGAGCAGUACCAACAGCUGGAUAUCACAUCAACCAAGCUGAAUAAUCAGUGCGAGCUAUUAAGCCAACUGAAAGGCAACUUAGAAGAAGAAAACCGCCACUUAUUGGAUCAGAUUCAGACGCUGAUGCUGCAGAACAGAACCCUCCUGGAACAGAAUAUGGAAAGCAAAGACCUUUUCCAAGUCGAGCAAAGACAAUACAUUGAUAAAUUAAAUGAACUCAGGCGACAAAAAGAAAAACUGGAAGAGAAGAUAAUGGAUCAGUACAAAUCCCAUGAGUUGUCUCCCCCAAGAAGGAGAGGAAACUGGAUUACAUUAAAAAUGAGGAAGCUGAUCAAAUCUAAGAAGGAUAAUAACCGGGAACGCCUGAGAUCCCUCACGAUGGUCCCAUCCCGCUCCGAGUCCAGUGAAGGUUUCUUGCAGUUACCGCUCGGCGACAGUCAGGACAGUUCUUCUGUUGGUUCCAAUUCUCUUGAAGAUGGACAUCCACUUGGAGCAAAAAAGAGCAGCAUGGUUGCGCUGAAAAAGCUGCCCUUUAUGAGGAACCGACCGAAGGAUAAAGACAAAAUGAAGACCCUCUACCGCCGCUCCGUGUCCAUGAAUGAUCUGGUGCAGUCCAUGGUCCUGGCAGGUGGACAAUGGGCAGGUAGUGCUGACAAUCUGGAGGGUCCCGAGGAUCAUGCAUCCGGGAAAAGGAGGAAAGAUUUGGGAUCUAUGGCCUUCUCCACUACAGCAAUCGACUUUUCAACUGCCAAUGCCUCUUCGGCCUUCAGAUCCAAGGUUUUGCCUAAAAGUAAAGACGGCGCUUCUUAUGAGGAUUUAAGUGCUCGUUCUGUAGGAAGUGACUCCUAUUCUGUGCCUGGAACGCAUGCUCCCAGACCAGCCAGCCUGGAUAGUGCCAGGACUUCUUCUAGUAAUAGUAAUAAUAAUGCUUCAGCCCCUGGAGUCACAGGAGUGGUAGCUUCACAGAUCAGGUCCCACAGCCACAUUGGUGGAGGUUUCAGCCUGCAUCAGGAAAGUGAACCACUGAAUGGCAAUGGGAGCCCAGUCCCUUACCUUGGUCAUCGUUUAAAAAAGUCUGCAGUAUCUAGUCCCAUGCUGAGGCUUAAACUAGGGGACACACCAGAAACCUCGCUCCAGUCUAAGAUGAACCUUGGGUCCCCCGGAAGUGAAAGGGUUUCACUCAAACAAUUUUUAGAGGAAAGCAACAAGUUGACUGUAAGCCAGAUUCGUUCUGGAAGUCAGGAAAACCUGUUAGAUGAAGUUAUGAGAAGCCUUUCUAGUUCUGCCGAGUCUGCGGGAUUUCAGUCUCCUACACUGCUCUCUCCCGGCAUAUCACGGACACUGGAUCGGAAAUCUGCCAAACCAGAACAGUGCGUGAGACCCAAUUUACGGAAAACGGAGAGCUCUCGUUUUACCUUCCCUGAACUGGUCAAUUCACAGUCCUUAGAUGGAAGCUCUGCUAUGGGAGAUGGGACAGUGUUCUCCCAGACACACACAAAAGAUUCCAAUCCAUAUGCAACGUUACCUCGUGCGAGCAGUGUGAUCUCUACUGCAGAGGGGACUACUCGGAGGACAAGUAUCCAUGAUUUUUUAUCCAAAGACAAUAGGUCACCUGUAUCAGUUGAUCCAUCACCCACAGCAGAGGACGCGCCCUGUUUAUCGAAUGUGGAUGCAACACAAGAAGUCAGGCUUUCAAAAAGCAGGUCUAGGGAGCAGCAAACCCCUUAAUUUAGCCACCCAUUUCAAGUGAUAUCCCAGUUGAGAGAAAAGUGGCCUUCAUUUCUCAAGGGGAAGUUUAUUUCUGAAGUCCCGAGAUCUCGAGCCCCGUCUUUUUUCUGAGAAACUGCUAGUAAAGCCUCAGGACUGGGGAGAUUCCACACUUUUCCUUCCUUGAAUCAAGGAGUUGUGUUGGAUUGAAUGCAAACAAUACAAAUGAAAGUGGAGGAUUGGGUGUCCUGCUCUUUGCACUGGGGAAUAUUCCACUGUCCUGAUCAAGAAGAACCUGUCGUUACUCAUCAUAGGAAUUCACUUCUCACAUGAUCGUUUAAUCCUGAGCUUUUAUACCCUUCUGUUUGGUGUUUUCAUUCUGUGUAUAUUACAUUUGUUUUUAUUUUAUUUGCAAACUGACAAGCUUCCUGGCCCAACUGCCAGCAAUGUGCAACACGUGGGAUUGUGCGACACGCGGGAUUGUGCGCCCCCUAAUGUUCAUUUUAGUAGGGUGUAGUGAUCCCCUCCUCUAGAUGAUAAGCUUAUAAAGCAGGGGUGUGAUAUUCUUAUAAUACAGUGACUGUGCACCAAUAUAACAGAUGACAUCACUAAGCCCUGAUAUUUUACUGGUUAUUGAUGGGAUUUUUUUAUUAGGAUAUUAGAAAUCAUAGAAAAAAAGACAAGAUUGGACAUGAUGUGCCUUCAUACAGGUUAUGAUUAUUUUUAAUAUCUUUUA